Entelurus aequoreus (snake pipefish) is the source of this 3011-nucleotide messenger RNA. RefSeq names its product small integral membrane protein 32-like. The record is from RefSeq and is a predicted model, not a curated record. The coding region runs from base 471 to 815 and encodes 114 amino acids. Lineage: Eukaryota; Metazoa; Chordata; Actinopteri; Syngnathiformes; Syngnathidae. The transcript is spliced from 2 exons.
CUGACGGCAGCGUUCAUCCUCGUCCACGCCGCUGCGGUUCUUCCACGGACACCCGCGGGGGGAGGCAGCGGCUUCCUUGGAGAGAGGCGAGCUCCGGCGUGCAUAUUUCCUCCGCACGCUGCGCGCACAAGCGCACGCAGGCUUGUUUUUCAUGCGCACUACGACGCACAAGAAGUGUGCACAAAUCGGGAUCGUGAGGACCAGUUUUUGAGUCCCUACAAAGCACACCUGGCGGUGGGAUCAAAGUUGUUGCUGCAGCUGACCAACAUCUGGAUUGCGCGCCACAUUGCGCUUUUUUUUCAACCCCGACCAUCCACGUAUGGACUGUGGGCGCAUCGUGCAAGACAACGUCUGCGUGGAGUCCUCAGUGGGUGCUGGACUGGACCGGACCUUACUCUGACAGGAAUGCAGAGCCGGGAUUUGUCCUAUCCACUAUCAGCUGUGACACUCAUUCUGUCCAGUCAUAGGUCAUGCUGAGACAAGUCCUCCUCAACUACACCCGCACCCCUCACCUGGACCUGGUGCUUAUGGCCGCGUCCUCCACCAGCGCCCCCGCCUCCGUCAACGUGUCCCACGGCAGCUUGGUGAGUGUGGCCGCGCUGCUCAGACCCACCUCGGGCCGGGGCGGCGGCGGCGGGCUCCGAGAUGGCGAGCUGCACAAACCGGACCUCCUGACCUACAUCGUCAUGUGCCUGCUGCUCUUCCUGCUGGUGCUGCUCAUCGUCUUCUUCAUCAACUGCCAGCUGAGGAACUCUUUCUUCGCCUCCAUGCCCUACGACAGGUCUCUGAGAGAAGCCCGGACCUCCUACAAGUAGGAUCGGGUUCCCGGCUUCCUGCUCAAGGGAUGCGCGUGAAAAUGGUUGCCUUUCUCGUUUCUGUCGGACAUGGUCUUGAUGGUCUGGAUGGGAAUCCCAAACAUGAGCCCACACAUGCUGGUCAGGAUUAAAGCAAGCAAUGAUCAAUAAUGAGUAUGGGCCUACUGCAGCUUACAGGACCACAGGCCACUGGGGACUUGUAUUUUCUUUUAUUUGGAACACACCUUACUUUCAUUUUUUUUUUAGACACAUAAACCUUGUUGGUGUUUUAUGCUGCAUUCAAGAUUUCCUGGGAAGUUGGAAGAAACUUACAAAAAAAGAUUGAUACGCUAGUUUUUGUUUAUGAACAGAAGGAAAGCCUUGGGCAGGUUUUAACUGAUUCACUUACAGUAGGAAGGGGUUUCAUCUGGCCCCAUUUGUCACGGUUCACCUGACACAUGAAACGUGACGAAUUGGGGAGUGCACCAUUCACUUAAGCCGCCAGACGUCAGUAGAGCGUUGAAUAUCUUAACAUGUAUUUUGUGGCAAUUCCAACUUUGACCACAACCUCGCAUUACGACGCUGUAUCGAUCCGUUGUGGUGAAGAAGGAGCUGAGCCGGAAGGCAAAGCUCUCAAUUUACCGGUCGAUCUACGUUCCCAUCCUCACCUAUGGUCAUGAGCUUUGGGUUAUGACCGAAAGGACAAGAUCACGGAUACAUAUGAGCUUCCUCCGCCGGGUGGCGGGUCUCUCCCUUAGAGAUAGGGUGAGAAGCUCUGUCAUCCGGGAGGAGCUCACCUCAUCUGGCUCCUCCACAUGGAGCCAGAUGAGGUGGUUCGGGCAUCUGGUCAGGAUGCAACCCGGACGCUUCCCUAGGGAGGUGUUUUUGGGCAAGUCCGACCAGUAGGAGGCCACGGGGAAGACCCAGGACACGUUGGGAAGACUAUGUCUCCCGGCUGGCCUGGGAACGCCUCGGGACCGCGACCCGACCUUGGAUAAGCGGCAGAAGAUGGAUGGAUGGAUGGAUGGACCGCAACCUCAGUUGCUAUGUAGAGGGGCGCUUUACAUUAUUUUCAGAAGACUACAUUGCAAAAUGAUUAUUCUCACACAAGAUCCUCCCGGGAAUGGGUCCAUUUGAAUCCCUUCAAAAAAGUAAGGAGAAUUUUUUUAUCCUUUCUAUUUCCAACUUUUUGUUUUGUUAUUCCCAAAUCUCGGAAACUUUGAGUUUUUUCACAAGAUCUUUUAAAACCUCUUAAGGCCCAAGCUGUUUGUUUACAUGUUUUUUUUUUUAUUUCUCUUUGCUAUUUGGGCUUAUUGGACCCUAAUUAGAAUAAAAACUAAGAAUCAUCUUUUGAUAUGAUGUACUUAGUCCAUAAGUACACAAACGUGUACUUCAUGUUUAGUCACAUGCUAAUUCUUAUUUUUACACCUUUUAUUCCCAAAUUCCAUUGUAUGUUACACUCUUCCGACACCACCAGAUGGCAGUAUAAGUGUCCACAUAAGCGGCCAUAAUACCCCAAUUCAGUAGUGUACACAAUUUUGUAAAUAAGAGCUAAAAGGUGCUGUCCACGCAUGUGGCCACUAAGCCUUUAGAGGUUUUAAACACCACAUACUACAACUUUAGGAAGUUCUCUGCUGAAUGCGAUUGGUCACUUUUUCUUGAAAACGUCAGCCAGCAAUUGCGUUUUAUGGUCGUUUACACUGCACAUCAAAUCUGGUUUUUGUUUGCCCUCAAGUGACACAGAUCAGACAUUUUUUGCCAGUCCAAACGAUCCAAUGUGCUUCAAAAUCGCAUCAAAUUCAGGCCCACAUAAGGAGGUAGUCCAAAUCCGAUUGGAAUCAGAUUUUUUCAAACGUGACUUCAGUCCAAACGCAAUGCGACUUGAAAACGACUACAUUUCCCAGUAGCUUGGCGGUAGCUUCACUAUACUUUGAGUUAGUGGCGAUUCCUGUAGCUUAGCUAUUUUUAAGACUCAUGCAGCGAGGUCGCUUACAUCAAAGCUACAAAGAGAGAAAAUGGACUGCAAGUCCAGGCCAAAAAAUCCGGAGAAAACCCUAUGACAUGAAAGAAUGACAACAUCCAUACAUACGGAGAACAUUCAUUGAUUGAUUGAUUGAGACUUUUAUUAGUAGGUUGCACAGUGAAGUACAUAUUCCGUACAAUUGACCACUAAAUGGUAACACCCGAAUAAGUUUUUCAACUUGUUUAAGUCGGGGU